UGGAACUUCAAUUUUUUGUUGCUAGUAACAUGGCUUGCAGAUUGUGGGCUGUAAUUAUCGCUAAAGUAUGUCAGGUUGUCUGAAACUCUAUUGGUUCUGUAUUGUUGACACCAGCUGAAUAAAGUCUGUGUUAACAGGAUUUUAUAUAGUCUAACAAAGCUUUCCUCUUAUGAGUAUAGACAGGAGCUUCAAAUUGAAAAGGACUGAAUUGAAAGUUGGUCGGUAUGGUUCAAAGAUCCUAAGUACUGAAGCUGAGGCAUUUAAUGCAGGAAACAGACUUUAAAGAGAAGGACAAAAUGCAGAAUCUGUGUGCUACAAAUGGAGGAACAGAGCAGUGCUGUGGGGAGCACAGACGGAGACUGGAGUUGUUCUGCCAGGAGGAUGAGGCCUUUAUCUGUGUCCUGUGUGUUCCUAGGCAUUCAUAUCACAGUUUUGUGUUCCUGCAUGAGGCAGUCCGUCUGUAUAAGGACAAGCUGAAAACAUCAUUGUCAUCCCUGGAACUAAAAGUCCGAGAUCUUAAAGAUUUACAAACCAAGAAUGAGAGAGAAUUCCUGGAGAUGCACGACAAGCUGAAAACAUCAUUAUUAUCCCUGGAACUAAAAGUCAGAGAUCUUAAAGAUUUACAAACCAAGAAUGAGACAGAAUUCCUGGAGGUACAAGAACAUGCUGUUAAUUUGGAAAAGUUCAUUGCAGAAGAGUUUGUAAAACUGCACCAGUUUCUUCAUGACAAGGAACAAAAACUCAUUCAACAACUUAACAGCAAAGCAUCAGAAAUUCUGAAAGACUUAGAAGAACAUCUUGAAUGCAUUAAAACUGGUGUUAUGGAAAUCUACUCAGCAGUGUUUGAUACUAACUUGGAAAUCAAAACAGAAGUAGAGGUUCUGGAAGAGACAAAUGAUGACACUGACUGUCUGACAACCACUGAGGAAUCGGUGUCAGGUGAUACAUCAGAACAUGGAAAACACAAAGCUAAUGGAGUUCUAUCAGCUCCAGAAUCCUUUGAGGAUGUUGCUGUUACUUUCUCAGCAGAGGAGAUGAAGAUGCUAACAAAACAAGACAAGGAGCUUCAUAAGGAAGUGAUGUUAGAGAACUAUGAAACCUUAGUUUCAGCAGGUUACAAAAUCCCCCGAGAGGCAUUGUUAAUGCUCCUUAAAGAAGAUAAUGAUGAACUGCCAGUGAAUGUUGAGGGGAUAAACAGAACAGAACACAAGAAUAAUUUUAAAGAAAAACCCGACAGCAAUGGGAGCAGAGAAUGGAGCAUUUGUGGGAAUCAGCAGCCAUCACUUGGAGUAUCUAUGUUACAUUAUCCUACAGAGAACCUGCAGCACUCUAUCCAAAAUCUGAAAGGGUCUGACAAGCAUCUUGUUACAUCUGUAGCACAGUUUCCUCCAGGAUAUACCUGCAACAUGAACUCUGAAUGUGACCGAAGUUCUAUAGUACAGAAAAUUCCAUUAGUACAUCAGAGAGCUCACAAAGAAAAUAAACCAUAUAAAUGUCCUGAAUGCAAUAAGUGUUUCAGACAAAGCAGUGAUCAGGUAAAACAUGAAAGGACUCACACGGGGGUAAGACCAUAUAAAUGUCCUGAAUGCAACAAGUCUUUCAAGCAAGGGAGUCAUCUAGUAAACCACAAAAGGACUCACAUGGGGGAGAGACCAUAUGAAUGUCCUGAAUGCAGUAUGUGUUUCAGAAAAAGGGGGGAACUAGUAAUUCAUGAAAGGAUUCACUCAGGGGAGAGACCAUAUACAUGUACUGAAUGCAAAAAGUGUUUCAGAAAAAAGGGGGAACUAGUAAUUCAUGAAAGGAUUCACACAGGGGAGAGACCAUAUAAAUGUUCUGAAUGCAAUAAGUGUUUCAAACAAGGGAGUCAUUUAGCAGAUCAUAGAAGGACUCACAUGGGGGACAGACCAUAUAAGUGUGCUGAAUGCAGUAAGAGAUUCAGAAGAAGUAGUACUCUUAAAGUUCAUCUGUUAGUUCACAAAGGGGAGAAACCAUAUAAAUGUCCUGAAUGCAGUAAGUGUUUCAGACAAAGGAGUGCUUUAGUAAGACAUGAAAGGACUCACACGGGGGAGAGACCAUAUAAAUGUUCUGAAUGCAGCAAGUGUUUCAGACAAAAAAGUGAUCUAGCAAAACAUGAAAGGACUCACAUGGGGGACAGAGAAAGUCCUAAUGGAGAGAUAAAAAGUCAGCAAGCAAAGGAGAGUAGUAGUGCUGAAGUUGAAUUCAUCCUCAAGUCUUGGUGAGUACCUUCUCAAG
Molecule: messenger RNA, 2253 nt
Organism: Protopterus annectens (West African lungfish)
Lineage: Eukaryota; Metazoa; Chordata; Ceratodontiformes; Protopteridae
Product: zinc finger protein 19-like
Exons: 7
Coding region: 264-2240 (658 amino acids)
Biological process (GO): negative regulation of transcription by RNA polymerase II
Molecular function (GO): DNA-binding transcription repressor activity, RNA polymerase II-specific; zinc ion binding
Source: RefSeq, a predicted model, not a curated record